Messenger RNA from Plasmodium gaboni, 3858 nucleotides. RefSeq lists its product as hypothetical. The record is from RefSeq and is a predicted model, not a curated record. Gene Ontology annotation, biological process: mRNA 3'-end processing. Bases 1 to 3858 code for a protein of 1285 amino acids. Lineage: Eukaryota; Apicomplexa; Aconoidasida; Haemosporida; Plasmodiidae. Gene Ontology annotation, cellular component: nucleus. Gene Ontology annotation, molecular function: mRNA binding; protein binding. The transcript has a single exon.
AUGUUUAAAAGUAACAAGAUAUUAUCUGUUGGGAGUAAUGAAUUUGGAGUUAUAGAAUUAGUAACAGCGAAGCAACUAUUUGUGAGUCGUUUGAAAGUAGAUGAUAGAACAAGAAAUAUUUAUGAUGAUUUUAAUGUAGAGGAAUAUGUAUUUGAAGUGAGUGGUAAAGGUAACCUUGAGAAGAAUGAAAAAGAAAGUAAAAGGGAUAGUUGUAGUUAUAGUGACAUUUCAAAGAAUGAGUUAAAUAAUAAUAGAAUAGAAGAUAAAAAGGAAAAAGAUAGAGAAAAAAAUGGAAUUAAUAAUAAUGAUGAUAAAGAUGUAUAUAAAGAAGAACUUUAUUUUUUACGAAUGAAUCCAUUACAUUUAAAUAGAUGGUAUAAAUUUUUAGAAAUGUAUGAAGAUGAAGAAGAAAUAUAUGAACAGUUUCUAUUAAUAUUUCCUCGUUGUGUUUAUUACUGGAAUAAAUAUGCAGAAUUAAAAAUAAAAAAGAAAGAAUAUAAAGAAGCUUAUGAAAUAUAUAGGAAAUGUAUAGAUUCGAAUAUUUAUGAUUUAAAAUUAUUUUUAUCAUUUUUAUAUUUUACUUAUCAUACAUCUUCAAUUCAUGAAUAUAUAAAUUUUUUAUUUGAAGCUUUAAAAUGUGUAGGUACUGAUAUAAAAUCAGGUAGUAUAUGGGUGGAGUUAUUAUAUAUAUUAAUAAAAAUAUAUAAUACGAAUUUAAUAGUUAAUAAUGAAAUAACGAAAUUAUUAUAUGACCCAUUUAAACAUACACAUCAUGGUAAUAGGAAUAUGAAUACUUUAAUACCAACAGAAGAGGAACAAAAUAUUUUUAAGUCUUAUAUACCUAGUAUGAAUAAUUCAAAAAUAAGUUAUUUCGAUCAUUAUAUUAAAGAUGGAAAGUUAAGGAAAUUUUAUCAAAGGUGGUUACAUCAUGCAACGAAAUAUUUAGAUAAGGUGUGGAAAUGUUAUUGUUCAUUUGAAAAAGCUAGUGAUAAUUUUAAUUCUACUUGUAGUUCAAGUUCUUUAUCUAUAUAUAAUAAUCAAUAUUUAAAUUCAAAAAAUGCUUUUAAAGAAUUAUGUAUUAUAUAUAAAGAAAUGAAUGUUGAUAGAAAAGGUAAAAUUAUUCUUCCUAUAAAUAAAAAAUCGAAAAUAGAAAAUAACAUUUUAUAUAUUAAAUGGAUGAAAAUUAUUAAUUUUGAAAAAACAAAUCCAUUAAAAUUAACCAUUCCUUUAGUUUUUAAAAGAAUUAAAUAUACAUAUGAACAAGCUCUUAUACAUUUACAAUUUAAUUCAGAUUUAUGGUUCUCAUAUUUUCAAUAUUUGUUGUUGAAUAAAAAAUUUGUCUAUGCCAUACGUAUAAUGAGAGAAGCCAUAGAAGUAUAUUUACCAUUUGAUGAAAUAUUAAAAUUAAAUUUUGCUUAUUUUUUUGAAAAGAAUGCCUUAAUAAAUCAAGCUCAUUAUGUAUACCAAUUAAUGAUAAAUGAAGUUUCUAAGAAGCAAAAAAAAAAAUUCUCUCUGUCUUUUUUGUAUGAGAAGGACAAAUUUAAGAAGUUCCCUUAUACUGUUUUAGAAAAUACAUCAAAGGGUAAAGGCAAAAAUAAGAACAAACAACUCAAAGGUAAUGUCAAAAGGGACAUGUCUAUAAAAGAAGAAGAUGGUAACGAUGACAAUUUGGUAGAUGAAAAAUGUGCCAAUAUUUCUGAUCCAUCACCAGAUUGUUCACAAGAUGAUGACAUAUGUGCAGAAAAAAAUUCAACAAAAGAAAGUCAAAGGAAAAAGAGAAGAAGUAGCAAAAAAGAACACGAAGAAGAACAAAAUAAAGAAAUAAUAAAGGUUGGAAAAUAUACACAUACAAAAAAAAAAAUAAAAAUAAAUGACAUAAAAUGUGGUGAUAAUAAUAAAAGUUUAUUAUCAAAUGAUGAAGAUGAUAAUUAUAUACAUGAUGAUACUCAACAUAAUAAUAUUAAUGAUAAAGUUGGUAAUAUAUAUGGAGAUAAAGAUGGUAACACAUGUGGAGAUAAAGAUGGUAACACAUGUGGAGAUAAAAAUAUAAAAUCAAAAAUUGGGACCCCUAUAAGUGAUGAUGAAAUAAAAAGAAGAUUUCAUCAAAAUGAUUAUGAAAAAAUUGAAGAAAGAAAAAAAUAUUUUGUAAAAUAUUUUCAUAUAAAGAAAAGGAAAAGACGUAUAUUUGUUUUUACACACUUUCUAAAUUUUAUUAAACGUAAUUAUGAUGAAACCAUUUGGAGAUAUUAUGUAGGUUUAAUAUUAAAAGAAGAAAGAUGUUGUGAAGAGAUAUAUUAUUAUUGUGCUAAUAUAGAAAGGAGAAUAUUAAAUAAUGAAAAGAGAGCAAUGUAUAUUAUGAAUGAAGGAUAUAAGAAAUUUAUUUGUAAGAAAAAGUUUUUAUUAUUUUAUAUAAAUUUUUUAUUAGAAAAAGGAUAUAUAAAUAAUAUUCGAACUUUAAUAUAUGAGUUUAUACAUGAGAUAUAUAAAAAAUUUUAUAAAAGUUAUUAUGAAAAUAAUAAUCUAAUUGAUAAGAAAAUACAUAAAACAAAAUUAUCACAAAAUGAAUUUAAUUUAUUUGAACCAAAUUAUUUAAUAUUAUUAAAAAAAAAAAAUAAAUCAUGUGAAAAGAUAUGGAAUAUAUUAAUACAUAUAGAAAUAUUAUAUGGUGAUAUACGUAAUUUAAAUAAAAUUUAUGAUAUGAAAAUCAAAUAUGAUUCUGGUUACAAUUUAGAAGAAAAUAAACAUAUCUUGUUAGAUUAUGAUACAUUAAAUAUAUAUAAUCAAAAGGAAAAAAAACAAAAUAUUUUUUUAGAUAAUUUUUAUACUGAUGAAUAUAAUCAAAAUAAUAUGACAAAUAUAUUAUGUAAAGGAUAUCUAGAAAAUUUAAAAAAAAAUGAUAUUGAUACUUUACAAUUUAAAACCAAAUUAAUUAAUUCACAAUUAUUUGGAGGAAUUUCUUUGAAAAAAACAUAUUCAAUUUUUAGGGUUAAUAAUCCUAAUGUGUUUUCUAAUUUAUCAUUUUAUGAUUAUAUAGUGAAAGAAAAAAAAAAAAAUAAAAUUAAUCAUAAUGAAGAUAAUAAUAAAAUAUUGAAUAAUAAUAUGUAUAUGAGAAAUAAUCGGGAGUCAUUAAUAACACUUAAGGAUGGAUGGAGUAACAAUAAUAAUGAUAAUAAUAAUAAUGAAAAUAAUAAUGAUAGUAAUUAUAAUAACAAUAUGGAAGAUUCACAAAUAAAUAAAAACAUUAUGAAUUAUUUAAAUAUGAAUAGAAAUUCUACAUAUAAUAGAUAUUCGAUAUUUUCGGAAUUUUUCUGUUUUGGUAUUAAAAGGGAUAGUUGUCUUACCACUAUUGAUAAUAAUAAUACUAAAAAAAAAAAUAAUGAGAUGGAUGAUAAAGAUGAUGAUAUGAAUAAUAUACCAUCAAAUUUUAAAAAUUGUGUAAAUUAUAUUAUUAGGCCAGAUUUAAAAACAAUGUUUGUAUAUAAACCAUUUGAAAAUUAUGAAUUUGUAGAAACAGAAAAAAAUGAUUUUGAUAAAAAAAAAAAAGAUAAAGAAACAUUUAAUAUGUCUUUUAAAGAUAGUUUAUAUUAUAAACAUAAUCGUAAUAAUAAAAAUCUAUAUGAUGAAAAGAAUAAAAAAGAAUUUGUACGAAAAAGAGAAUAUAUUGCUAUGCCGAAUAUUAUUAAUGAUUUCUUAUGUUUAUUACCUGAACAAAAUAAUAAUAUUAAAUUGUCAGAUAAUUCAAUAGAUUAUCUAGUUAAUUCAUUACAAAACUUAAAUAUACCAAAACUUGAUAAUUUCCCAUAUGAGCCAAUACCUGUAAAAGACAUUCUACAAAUAAAAAAUGCUCUCAACGAGUAA